AUGAAGGCAACAAUUCUUGCACUGCUGUAUGCUGCCGGUGCAGCCAACGCAGCUACAAUCUCCCGCGAUGAUGCCACGCCCCUCGUCUUCAAGCGCGGCAGCACCUGCACCCCCAAAGCCGGCGGCAGCGAGUCGAUCGACGACGUCCCGGCCAUCCAGGCCGCCAUCGCCAGCUGCCCCUCUGGCACCAUCGUGAUCCCGUCCGGCACGAUCUACCACAUCAACUCGGUCUUCUCCUUCGCCGGCUGCGCCGGCUGCACCCUGCAGGUCGAGGGCACCCUCAAGGUGACGGGCGACACCGACUACUGGCAGGGCCGCAAGGCCAUCUUCCUCCUGGACAAGAUCGCCGGGGCGACCGUCGUCUCGACGACGGGCAGCGGCCUGAUCGACGGCAGCGGCCAGGCCGCCUGGGACCGCUUCGCCCGCGACAAGACGUACCGGCGGCCCACGCUGUUCUACGUGAGCGGCUCGCGCGACGUCGUCGUCGACAACAUGCGGCUGAUCAAUGCGCCCAACGUCUUCCACUCGGCGCGCGACGGCUCGGCCAACGUGCGGUACACGCGCAACACGCUCAGCGCCGUCAGCAGCAGCGGCAACCCGCCCAAGAACACGGACGGGUGGGACAUCGGGGCCGCGAGCCACGUCGCCGUGGAGCGGAGCUCCGUGGUCAACGACGACGACUGCGUCGCCCUCAAGCCCGGGGCCGACUACGUCACCGUCACGGAUAUCACCUGCACCGGCAGCCACGGCAUCUCGGUCGGCAGCCUCGGCGGCGGCGCCGGCAAGACCGACAGCGUGACCAACGUGUACGUCAGCGGCGCGACGAUGGUCGACUCGACCAAGGCCGCGGGGAUCAAACUGUACCCGGGCGGCUCCGCGCACGGGACCUCGGUCGUGAGGAACGUCACGUUUGAGAACUUCGACGUGCAAAACACCGAGUACGCCUUCCAGAUCCAGAGCUGCUACGGCGAGGAUCAGUCUUACUGUGACGCGAACCCCAGCACGGCCCAGCUGUCGCAGGUCAUGGCCAAGGGGUUCAGGGGGGCCACGGCAAAGAAGUACGCGCCUACCGUCGCGAACAUCAACUGCCCGGCGGCCGGGAGCUGCGGCGUCUCCCUGAGCGACUUCACAGUGAAGCCACCCAGCGGGACUGCCAAAUAUUUGUGUUCCAACACGCCGAGUAACCUCGGCGUGGCAUGUUCUGGCAGUGCAAGUGGUUAA
Molecule: messenger RNA, 1221 nt
Organism: Thyridium curvatum
Lineage: Eukaryota; Fungi; Ascomycota; Sordariomycetes; Thyridiales; Thyridiaceae
Exons: 1
Coding region: 1-1221 (406 amino acids)
Biological process (GO): carbohydrate metabolic process
Molecular function (GO): polygalacturonase activity
Source: RefSeq, a predicted model, not a curated record